Molecule: messenger RNA, 2093 nt
Organism: Contarinia nasturtii (swede midge)
Lineage: Eukaryota; Metazoa; Arthropoda; Insecta; Diptera; Cecidomyiidae
Product: CUB and sushi domain-containing protein 2
Exons: 1
Coding region: 652-1944 (430 amino acids)
Molecular function (GO): serine-type endopeptidase activity
Source: RefSeq, a predicted model, not a curated record
UAUUAUUUCCGUUAAAAUAAUGGAUGUAUUUGGUUUUAUAAAUAGAGAAAGUCGCGGAAUUUAUUUGAAAACAAAUUUCCUGACAAAUUGAAUUGUUAAUAGCACAAUCGGACAUGAACCUUUCAAGUGUAUUUUGUCUUCAUGUUGUGCCAGCCAACAACUACAAUAUGUUCCAUUGAUUUUCGAUACAUACCUGCCGGGCGGCCAAUUGAUAGAUAGGAUUGAAUAGGUUUUAUUCGUUUCUGGGUUUGUGUGGGACUUAUUGUCAUUUCUUUUCCAGAGAUAUGCUAUAAUAUGAAGAUACAAGCUAGCGCGCGCUCCACAAGUAAACAAAUUAAGUGUGUGACCGCUUUUAUGUCAAUAAGAAUCUAUUUGUUCAACGAAUUUACAAUUUCCAUUCAAUAUAUGUAGUCAUCUAUGCAUGGAGAGAAUGAGUUUCCUAUUACUGAUAAAUCACAACGUCAACAAUAAAAAUCACUCUAAAAUAUGAUUUUAAGGUGUGUAUCGCAUACCUAUGUAGUCGAAGCAAUGCAGAAAGUAACACUUUCUGAUGUCAUCUCAAAAUCAGUUUUUGACUGCAUUCCGUUGAAUGAAGAAGUGAAAUACGCUGUGGUGUAUACAAAAGCCGAUAAUAUUUAGAAGAAGAAAAAAAUGUGUCACUGCAAUCGUCUCGGAAAACUUACUUUCAUUUUUAUUUUAUAUUUUUUGGCAAUUAAAUAUGUUUCAAGCCAAACUGAUUCAUAUACAAUUGGUAUUCAACGAAAUAAAAGUGGAACAACAUCAAAGUGGUCCAAAAAUAAAUUGAAUUAUGAUACUUGUGGCGGAACAUUUCGUGAUAAACAAGUGAUCAUUAGUUCUCCGCGUUAUCCAAACUCUUAUUCGAAAAAUUUAAAUUGCGAAUACGUUUUUUAUUCACCAUUUGUGUGUACAAAUGAAUUUCAUAUACAAUUUUUGCAUUUUGACUUGGAACCAUCUUUAAACUGCUUCAAAGAUAAAGUUUUUAUUGGCCCAAAUGAAGUAUUGUGUGGUCAAGUCGUUGGAAUUAUGAAGUAUAAAGCCACAAAUGGCACAUUCCGAAUAAAAUUUAUCAGUGACAAUACAAUUGAAAAUAAAGGCUUUGAAAUGUUAGUCACCCGAUUACCUUGUACUGAACGUGACCUUAAAAAUGACUCAAAAGAGUCAUCUACUAGGAACGUUUUAUCACUUUCUGAGCAGUAUAUAGUUCCAGUGACAAACAAUUAUAAAUUUCAUCCCGUGGCCAAGCAAAAUAAUAUAUUUUCGACGAAUUCACCAGCAACCGUUACAGUGUCUAACUCAAAUUCAGAAAGCAGCUAUCCGGGAACAUCAAUUGUAAAACCCAUUUGCUUAAGUCAAUCGCGACCAAAUCAUAAUAAUUUUACUCCGAAUUUACCUGGCUGCUGUGUUAAUGUCUACAAUCAACAAAAAUUCUACCUGAUCAGUCCUGGCUUUGGAAGUGAACCACAAUUCUAUAGUGAUUGUUUAUACUUUAUUGAGCGUCAUCAUUCGAACGUUUGUCGAUUGCGGAUCGAAUUCAAAUACUUCCUUUUGGGCGGCGGGCAACAACGUCAAUGCACUCAUAGCUUUUUAGAAAUUGAUGGACGCCGGUUCUGUGGUUGCAAAACAGGUUCCACCUACUAUACACAAUGGGGACAAUCGCCAAAAUCAAUUCGAUUCGUAAAUGUACCGGGAUUUGGUGAGAUUCAGGGAUUCCUUUUGGAAAUUACACAAGAAUUAUGUCCAAAUAGAUCAGUUGAUUUGCUAUCAGCAAAAUAUAUUGACACAUUUGAACAGCUUCCCUUGAACAAUCAUUUCAUACACAAAAGCGACCCCCGGAGAUGCUCACAAAAUUACAUUUCGUGGCUGAACAUCAAUACAAAUAAAGAACUAUUAUCAAAGUCAAUUUGUGUACGAAAUUCAAGUUAAACCCCCAAAGUAGACCAUAAGUGGGUAUAAUAUAUCAAAUAUGAACAUUUAAUGAAUUUCGAAUUGCAGUAUGUUUCACUUGAUUUUUACUAUACACCUGUUGAAAAUAUUUCAAAUUAUUCAGCAUCAUUUAAAUACAACAAACACAA